UUAAUCCGGUUAAGCAGCCACUUGCUCGUCGAAAGGGCAAAAGCAAAGCCGACAACUUUAGAGAGAUAUGUCAGAGGAGCAGAGAUCAUCAUCAUAUACGUAGUAGAGUUCCAAAUCAAUCAGCUUUUCCUUCUCUCUCAUCGCACGGUGAGACCGAGAACCAGCCCAAACCUGAUUCUCGAAUUUCUCUGAUCACCCGUCGGUCAUCACCGCCACGCAGAUGCUCGCUUGAGUCCGACCUCUUCUCGCCGCCAUCUUUGCCUCUUCCUUUUACUCAAACAACGAGAUCUGUUUUCCACGGUAAAGCUAGAGGAGGAUGUCGACACCAGCAAGGAAGAGGUUGAUGAGGGAUUUCAAGAGGUUGCAGCAAGACCCACCUGCUGGAAUCAGCGGUGCUCCACAGGACAAUAAUAUCAUGCUCUGGAACGCCGUCAUAUUCGGGCCUGAUGACACCCCAUGGGAUGGAGGUACUUUCAAACUCUCAUUGCAGUUCUCUGAAGAUUAUCCUAAUAAGCCGCCAACAGUUCGUUUUGUGUCACGGAUGUUCCAUCCAAAUAUUUAUGCAGAUGGGAGUAUUUGCUUGGACAUCCUCCAAAACCAGUGGAGCCCUAUAUAUGAUGUUGCUGCUAUACUUACCUCCAUCCAGUCGUUGCUCUGUGACCCUAAUCCGAAUUCUCCUGCAAACUCGGAAGCCGCUCGGAUGUACAGCGAAAGCAAGCGUGAGUACAACAGAAGAGUGCGUGACGUUGUUGAGCAAAGCUGGACUGCUGACUAGUAGUUUGUUAUUUGUAAUCUUUGUAACUCUUCUCCUUCUCUCAAAAUGUCACCUUUUAAGCAACAACAAGCUUUCACUUAUCUUUUUCAUUCAUGUCUUUUGUGUUUCCAAAACUCUAUGGUGAUUGGAUGCUGUGAUGUUUCUGUGAAACCUAGCAUCCUUUAAAACAUCUUUGUACCAAACCUUCUGAAAGUUGAGCCUCUCCCGGAUGGUUCUGGCCACUUCUUCAAUCUAAGUAAAAUAUAAUUCUUCUU
Brassica oleracea var. oleracea is the source of this 1029-nucleotide messenger RNA. RefSeq names its product ubiquitin-conjugating enzyme E2 1. Gene Ontology annotation, biological process: protein polyubiquitination; proteasome-mediated ubiquitin-dependent protein catabolic process; DNA repair. The transcript has 6 exons. The record is from RefSeq and is a predicted model, not a curated record. Gene Ontology annotation, molecular function: ubiquitin conjugating enzyme activity. Bases 317 to 775 code for a protein of 152 amino acids. Lineage: Eukaryota; Viridiplantae; Streptophyta; Magnoliopsida; Brassicales; Brassicaceae.